UCAAAGAUGUCUAAAAGACUAACACUUCUCCAACUUCUUCUCCUUGCCUUCCUCUCCAUUUCUUCGACGGAGUCUCGUCGACCUCCGUUUGCAUGCGAUCCGAGAAAUGCGGCCACGAGGAGUUUGCGGUUCUGCCAGACGAAUUUGCCGAUUCACGUGAGGGUUAGGGACUUGUUGGGGAGGUUGACGUUGCAAGAGAAGACCAGGCUUUUGGUUAACAAUGCGAUAGCCAUGCCGAGGCUCGGGAUUCAGGGGUACGAGUGGUGGUCCGAGGCUCUCCACGGGGUGUCCAAUGUCGGUCCGGGGACCAAGUUCGGCGGUUCAUUCCCCAGUGCCACUAGCUUCCCUCAGGUCAUCACCACCGCAGCCUCGUUCAACGAAUCGUUGUGGGUGCAAAUCGGAGAGGUGGUUUCAGAUGAAGCAAGAGCAAUGUACAAUGGAGGAAUGGCUGGUUUGACAUAUUGGAGUCCUAACGUGAACAUAUUCCGUGACCCACGAUGGGGUCGGGGCCAAGAAACUCCCGGCGAAGACCCGGUUCUUGCCGGUAAAUAUGCCGCCAGCUAUGUCCGGGGCCUCCAAAGCGCUGUCGGGAACAGCCUAAAAGUCGCUGCCUGCUGCAAACACUACACGGCUUAUGAUCUUGAUAAUUGGAAGGGCGUGGACCGAUACCAUUUCAAUGCCAGGGUUAGUAAGCAAGACCUGGUGGAUACAUAUGGUGUGCCAUUCAAAGCUUGUGUGGUGGAAGGGAAAGUUGCUAGUGUGAUGUGUUCUUACAAUCAAGUGAAUGGCAAGCCGACUUGUGCUGAUCCGGCCCUACUCAAGGGCACGAUUCGAGGCGAAUGGCACCUCAAUGGGUACAUUGUAUCAGAUUGUGAUUCAGUUGGUGUAAUGUAUGACACUCAGCAUUUCACUGCUACACCAGAAGAGUCUGCUGCAGCUACCAUCAAAGCAGGUUUGGAUUUGGAUUGCGGGCCAUUUUUGGCAGUCUAUACGGACCAGGCAAUAAGGAGGGGCUUGUUAGCCGAGGCUGAUGUUGACAUGGCUCUAGCCAACACCUUGACGGUCCAAAUGAGGCUCGGCAUGUUUGACGGCGAGCCAUCGGCUCAACCGUACGGACAUUUGGGUCCGAAACAUGUAUGCACGCCAGCUCAUAAACAACUUGCUCUCGAGGCUGCUAGACAGGGCAUAGUUUUGCUAAAGAACUCCGGACAUUUGCCGUUGUCCACUUCGCAUCAUCGGACCAUUGCUGUUAUCGGACCCAAUUCCGAUGUCACUGAAACAAUGAUAGGAAACUAUGCUGGAGUGGCAUGCGGUUACACGAGUCCCUUGCAAGGCAUUUCGAGAUAUGCGAGGACUAUUCAUCAGGCAGGCUGUUCAAACGUUGGUUGUAAUGCAAACAAUCUGUUCGGAGCUGCGGAAGCUGCUGCUCGUCAGGCCGAUGCAACAGUGCUUGUGAUGGGGCUCGACCAAUCAGUGGAAGCGGAAUUUAGGGACAGGGAAGGGCUGCUCUUGCCAGGACACCAGCAAGAGCUGGUUUCCAGGGUAGCUCGAGCCUCCAGGGGCCCUACAGUUUUGGUUUUAAUGUCAGGUGGCCCGAUCGACGUCUCGGUCGCCAAGAACAAUCGUCGAAUAAGCGCCAUUUUAUGGGCUGGUUAUCCGGGUCAAGCUGGAGGAGCAGCAAUUGCAGAUGUUUUAUUUGGAACAACAAAUCCAGGUAACUUGAUCAAGAUUUAUUCAAUUUGGUUCACUUGUUCGAUGUCGAGUUUUCAAACUUUUUCCGAGCUGUUUCGAUGGUAUUUCACAGGGGGGAAGUUGCCAAUGACAUGGUAUCCGCAAUCAUACAUAGCUAAAGUGCCGAUGACGAACAUGGGAAUGCGACCAUCCAGAGGCUAUCCCGGAAGAACCUAUCGGUUCUACAAAGGACCGGUCGUGUUUCCGUUCGGUCACGGCCUGAGCUAUACACACUUUAAACAAUCUUUAGCCAUUGCUCCAACUGAGCUCCCAGUGCUUAUUAACACCAAUCUCUUUGCCACGAAAAACUACACAACAUUAUCAACCAAUGCCAUCAGGGUGAAACAUGCCAAAUGUGACUCACCAUCGUUACCCCUCCAAUUCGACGUCGAAAACACCGGCGAUAUGGACGGAACUCACACUUUGCUCGUUUUCUCUGAACCACCCUCCACUGUAAAAUGGUCCCUGGACAAGCAAUUGAUAGGUUUUCGUAGAGUUCACGUCACUGCCGGAUCGGUACAACGAGUCCAUAUCGACAUUCAUGCAUGCGAGCACCUUAGCAUCGUCGAUGAAUUCGGGAUUCGAAGGAUCCCGAUGGGUGCACAUAGUUUACAUAUUGGAGAUCUGAAGCAUUCUAUUUCUCUCCAAGCAAAAUUGGAGGGCAUUAAGAACUAGACAACUUUAGGAC
Molecule: messenger RNA, 2419 nt
Organism: Hibiscus syriacus
Lineage: Eukaryota; Viridiplantae; Streptophyta; Magnoliopsida; Malvales; Malvaceae
Product: beta-D-xylosidase 1-like
Exons: 6
Coding region: 7-2406 (799 amino acids)
Biological process (GO): xylan catabolic process; arabinan catabolic process
Cellular component (GO): plant-type cell wall
Molecular function (GO): alpha-L-arabinofuranosidase activity; xylan 1,4-beta-xylosidase activity
Source: RefSeq, a predicted model, not a curated record